AUGGGCGGGCCCCUGGCCUUACUGGCUGCACUCUGGGCGCUAGAGGCUGCUGGAGACGCGGCGCUGCGCAUCGGAGCUUUCAACAUCCGGAGCUUCGGCAACAGCAAAGUGUCGGACCCAGCCGGCAGCGGCAUCAUCGCGCAAAUCCUGGCUGGCUAUGACAUCACGCUGGUGCAGGAGGUGCGGGACUCCGACCUGAGCGCCGUAUCCGCGCUCAUGGAGCUGAUCAACAGCGUGUCCAGGCACGAGUACAGCUUCGUGAGCAGUAAGCCCCUGAGUCGGGACCAGUAUAAGGAAACAUACCUGUUCGUCUACAGGAAGGACACGGUGUCAGUUGUGGACACGUACCAGUACCUGGACCCGGAGGACGCCUUCAGUCGUGAGCCUUUCGUGGUCAAGUUCUGGGCACCCGGGUCAGCUGCCGAGGAGUUAGUGUUGAUUCCGCUGCACGCGGCGCCGCACGAAGCUGUAGCCGAGAUCGACGCGCUCUACGAUGUGUACCUGAACGUGAUAGACAAGUGGGGCACCUACGACAUGUUGUUUCUGGGCGACUUUAACGCCGACUGCAGCUACGUGCAGGCUCAGGACUGGCCGGCCAUCCGCCUGCGCAGCAGCGAGGUCUUCAAGUGGCUCAUCCCGAACAGCGCCGACACCACGGUGGGCAACUCAGACUGUGCUUACGACUGCAUCGUGGUCUGUGGUGCCCGCCUGCGCAGCAGUCUGAAGCCCCAGUUGGCCGCCGUAUAAGACUUCCAGGAGGAAUUCGGCCUGUACCAGGCUCAGGCCCUGGCCAUCAGUGACCAUUUUCCUGUGGAGGUGACCCAUCAAGUCCCACUGACAGCCCUGAAGCCUGGCCAGGGCAGGCUGCCUGCAGACUCUGGCCACAAGGAGGAAGCCCCACAGGGCUGCAGGCCUGCAGGUCACUCACAGGCACUUGUGUACGAGGGUCCUUUCCUACCCAGCACUGCAGUUGGCGGGGGUGGGGGGGGAGGUCAAGAAGGCUGGCCCCCUGCAACCAGCCGGCUGGCGGCGCUGGGACAUGUGGAGAGCCUCCUCACUGAGGAGACACUCAACGGUGACAUCGCUGAGGUCCAGAAGGGUGCCAUCUACCAGUUUAUGAUUCCCAAAUCAAGACACUGCUUGCCAGCUGUGCCCAUCUGCCCACCCGCCAGGCACAAAGGGUACUCGUGA
Messenger RNA from Lipotes vexillifer (Yangtze River dolphin), 1191 nucleotides. It is a transcript of the gene DNASE1L2, whose product is annotated as deoxyribonuclease 1 like 2. Gene Ontology annotation, molecular function: DNA binding; deoxyribonuclease I activity. The record is from RefSeq and is a predicted model, not a curated record. Gene Ontology annotation, biological process: DNA catabolic process. The transcript has 9 exons. Lineage: Eukaryota; Metazoa; Chordata; Mammalia; Artiodactyla; Lipotidae. Gene Ontology annotation, cellular component: nucleus.